CAACGAUAUAUAAAGGACCAUCAGCUCGCCACUAAAUUUAAUAUCCAGCUCAUCAGGGUUCUUCAUCUAUACUCCAACUAUCCAACCAACCUCAAGACAACAUCAUGGUCUCCUUCAAGUCUCUCCUCAUCGCCGCCUCGGCACUCACCGGAGCUCUCGCUCGUCCCUUUGACUUCCUCGACGAGCAAGAUGACGGAAACUCCACCUCUGUCCUUGAGGCCCGCCAGGUCACCGGUAACUCUGAGGGUUACCACAACGGAUACUUCUACUCUUGGUGGUCUGAUGGUGGUGGCUAUGCCAACUACCGUAUGGGUGAGGGAAGUCACUACCAGGUUGAUUGGCGCAACACUGGUAACUUUGUUGGUGGAAAGGGUUGGAACCCUGGUACUGGCCGAACUAUCAACUAUGGCGGUUCUUUCAGCCCUCAGGGUAACGGCUAUCUCUGCGUCUACGGCUGGACCCGCAGCCCUCUCGUCGAGUACUACGUCAUCGAGAACUACGGCACUUACAAUCCCGGCUCUGCUGGCCAGCACAAGGGCACCGUCUACAACGACGGCGACACCUAUGAUCUGUACCAGACCACCCGCUACAACCAGCCCUCUAUCGACGGCCAACAGACCUUCAACCAGUACUGGGCCAUCCGCCGCAACAAGCGCAGCAGCGGCGCUGUCAACAUGCAGACUAUCUUCAAUGCUUGGGCUAAUGCUGGCAUGAGACUUGGAAACCACUACUAUCAGAUUCUAGCUACCGAGGGAUACCAGAGCAGUGGAUCUUCUUCCAUCUAUGUCCAGACUAAGUAAGGCCUGGUUCGAGUGCCUAUAAGGGGUUGUUGGCACAAAACCUGAGGAUCAAUAAUCUUUGAAGGUCAUAUUUCAGAGGUUGGGGGAGGAUAGGUGUCCAAAAUUAUGAAGAGGUCUGUGACCUGGUUCCGAUGGAGGGGGCUUUACUUUUCAACACGAGACAAUUCUCCUUUGGAGUCUUGACUUGUCAUUCUCUUGUACAUAACUUUGAUUUGAUCAACGUUACAUAACGUGAAAAACCUUACGAGUUCAAUAAAACCAUGAGCGAUAUUCUAUAGCCAC
Messenger RNA from Fusarium verticillioides 7600, 1082 nucleotides. Its product is annotated as endo-1,4-beta-xylanase 1. The transcript is spliced from 3 exons. Bases 105 to 800 code for a protein of 231 amino acids. Gene Ontology annotation, biological process: xylan catabolic process. Gene Ontology annotation, molecular function: hydrolase activity, hydrolyzing O-glycosyl compounds. The record is from RefSeq and is a predicted model, not a curated record. Lineage: Eukaryota; Fungi; Ascomycota; Sordariomycetes; Hypocreales; Nectriaceae.